ACUAGAGACUGACUAGAGCGAUACACUGUUGAACCGGACAAGAAGAUGGAUGGACAGCAGAUUCUACCGAUUAUGAGCGUAAUAUACUACUAUGCACUGACGAUCAAAUCAUUAGUUUCGACUGAAACAAUGAACAGAGUUGUGGACAAGAUUCGACAGUGUGGUAUGGUAUCAAUCGAACGUCCACUGAAAAGCACCAGCAACAAGACCACAUUUCAUAUCAGUGUUCCUGCAAAGCAACCCGAUUUUGAGAGCGCUUUCAACUGCUUUAAAGCAACACUUUACAAGCUACUGGUUGCGCCUAACAAUGGUUAUCAAAUACCUGGCACCGACAUUCCGCUCAAUCGUGAUCAAUUUGUUUUGUACAUGCAGCCCGCUUCACCAUAUCGUCUAGAAUACUGGCAAAAGACUAUGUCUCUGGCACGAUUAGGCGGCUGGCGACUGCAAAUAAGAUUCGUUGCCAAUAUCGUGUGCCACGUGCUGGCCGGCGUACUGAUCGCGUUGACAGCAGUCUACUUCAAUACGCAUCAGCAACCGUGUGCUUUGCCUCACAGGAUGAUGAUCUACGGCACGGGUUUCGGGCUUUUAUUCAAUCGCGUUAACAUUUUUUUUAUCUACGGCUAUAAACGGUGGCAUACGGACAUGAUGCUGAUGGCAGUAAUUGCCACAGGUAUUGUCGCACUGCAAUGGUCGAUGGAGCAGUGGAUGGGAGAAUUUCCAUACUCCAGCUAUGUUUCCACGAUUGUUUAUGAACUGUGCCGGUUGGCGUUAAUGUUGUUUGGAAACCACAAAACCAAACAAAUCACGACCAGGAUCAACGCGAUAAAGAAACAUCUACGUUUGCCUUUCAUUCGAUUCGUGCUGUUCGACGACGCAGCGUUCCAACGAGAAGCAAUCAAACAAAUGCUCUUUCCACUUUUGGGAACUUUGUUCGACACUUUCGUCCUGUUCCUAAAAACCUACGGAAAGGAAUGGUAUUGUACUACGAUGAACGGCUCUAGCAAACAUCCCAAACACCAGAACAGCAAUGAGUGCGAGUAUAUGGACGAAAACGACCCACACGCCAGGUGGAAUCGCCGUACGGUAGUUAUGCCCGACUAUAGUCUAGAAGGGUUCUACAUCGAUAUGUUCUGUCUUUUCGUUUACGAGCCACUAGCGAUCUUCGAUUAUCCUGUGCUGUGGGGUUGGCCCAUUUUGCGCUUGCUAAUCGAGGUGGGAUUGAGCUACAUAAAAGCAAUCUUUCUACACAAACUAUCCGUUGAGCUUGAUGAAUCGGUCGGAAUCGAUCCCUCCAGCACCGGUGCCAAUCAAUAG
Messenger RNA from Anopheles stephensi (Asian malaria mosquito), 1314 nucleotides. RefSeq lists its product as uncharacterized. The transcript is spliced from 3 exons. The record is from RefSeq and is a predicted model, not a curated record. NCBI's taxonomy places the organism in Eukaryota, Metazoa, Arthropoda, Insecta, Diptera, Culicidae. The coding region runs from base 46 to 1314 and encodes 422 amino acids.